CUCGCCCAUCGACCACCAUGAGCAGAGCGGAUAUUAUGACCAUCAGUGGGUUCUAUUGCUUCACAGACAUCUGGUUGGAGUGGGAAAAGGUCUUGACGGAGGAGCAGAAAGAGCCAACGAAAGCCAUGUUUGCGUUCGAGACCCUCGUCCAUCCAGACCACCCGCUUCGACGCAACGGUUGUGAUGGCAUCGAACUGAGCAUCGGCACUUUGAACAACGGCGAAGCCCGUCUGCUGUACUCCUCUGCCCAGAUCGACUACAUCAGGCUGUGGCUCGUCAAGACAGGACUGACGAAGGAGAUGAUACCGCUUCCGUACAACGCUUGCAUGCUCACGUCCUCUAACCUCCAAAACUGUGCCCCUGCCAUAUUCAAGACCGCAGCGGAACUUAAGAAAGCCACGAGAGAUAUCGACAAGAACAACAAACGACUGAAAAAAGGCGUCGCGCUAGCCACCUCCCUCCAGAACCGUCGUUUCAAUUUCGAACGCAUCCGUGCUCUCUGGUCCGAGAAAUGCGGCUCGUGGUGCGCCAUGGACUUUGAGGCGUACGAGUGGGAGCACACGACGGUGACGGAGUUCGGCUGGAGCUACGUGACGUUCGUGAAUGGCGAGCCGGACGAGCAGUCGGGACAUUCGAUCGUGAAAGAGAAUCGACAUCUGAUCAAUACGAGAUGGGUGCAGGGCAAUCGAGAUAACUAUAGCUUUGGCGAGAGCGAGACUAUACCCAAGAAGGCUUUCGCAAAGCGGAUAAACGACAUGAUAGACACACUCGCAAAGAACGGCCCAGUCUUCCUCAUCUUCCACGACCACAGCCAAGAUGUCAAAUACCUCCGCUCAAACUACGUCAACGCCGCCCUCCUCGGCCUCUCCUACCAGCUCCCCAGUUUCUGCGAAUCAGCGUCCAGCGGCGCCAAAGCCGGCCAACCAUCGCUCUACGUCGUCGACACAGCCGACCUCUUCGCUGGCUUGGAAGGCGAAGGGAGCACGCAAACAAAGGGUCUCGAGCGGAUAUGCAGGCAUCUCCAAAUCCCGACGCAAUACCUCCACAACGCCGGGAACGACGCAAGGUUCACUUUCCUCGCAUUCAGGUCUAUGGCCGAAGGCGGUCCUCUCGACGCCCAGCGCGAAAUCCGCUGGCCUAAUCAUACACCGGCUGAAGCUGUGAAAGUCGAGUGGGGAAAGUAUGAGGCAGAUAGUAAUGCGAGUGUGAUAGAUGACGAUGAACUCUUUGACCAUUUCUAUUCCGAUGAGCCUGAGGGGGAGUAG
Molecule: messenger RNA, 1265 nt
Organism: Stereum hirsutum FP-91666 SS1
Lineage: Eukaryota; Fungi; Basidiomycota; Agaricomycetes; Russulales; Stereaceae
Exons: 7
Coding region: 18-1265 (415 amino acids)
Cellular component (GO): nucleus
Molecular function (GO): nucleic acid binding
Source: RefSeq, a predicted model, not a curated record